AUGCUGUUGCCGUCCCGUUUUUCCACAGCGGCCACGAAAACGAUCGCUUUCCGCUGCUUCAGCAUUGAUUUUUCGCACGAGAAACCGGCGCCGCACCAAUUGGAACACAUCACGACGCGGGUCGUUGAGACUGUAAUUGAGAAUUCUCUGAAAAAGAGGACACGAAGACAUUUUGAAGGUUCCGCUGAUGUUCCGCCAUCGGCUGGAUUACACGUUUUACCGGAAGGACGUUUUUUGCGACGAUCAGAUAUUCUCAGUGCAGAAGAAGGGAAUCGAACAGCUGAUGAGCCAUUUCGGAAUGAUCGGUACGCUCGGACAGGUGAAAAGAGCCGGAAGAAUUGGGAGAAAGAGCAGCACGUUCUGUUUCAGUUGUGUCUUCCGCACGUCGAGAUGGAAGUGCUGUCGGCGGUUCCGGUGAUUGACGAAGGAACGGUCCGAUGCCGGUGGAGGGUCAAAUACGUGUCAUUCGUCCGUCUCAUCACGAAUCCCCGCCUCUUCCGCUUCGAUUAUCGGCUCCAGAAUCUCAGUUGGUUUGACGGAUAUUCAGUUUUAACGGUCGAUGGAAAUGGAAAUGUGUACAAGGUCACACUUCAGAAGGUAUUUGAACGGGAAUCGUCUGAGAAACACUUGAAACUGUUAAGACUCAGCAAGACAAGCAACGAGGUCUUCUGGCGUCGUCGACCGAGAAACUGACGGAGAAGCUGGCUCCAAGUGCUCCCGUCUAACCCUCUCCUUGUUUUUCUUCGUUUAGGUCCCUAAUUAGUCUCUUCAAACGCAUCAAAACUAACCCGAUAGAUCUCGGUUCCCCGUUACGAUUGUAGUCUUUUCAUUCGAGCUGCCAGAACAAAAAAUCCUCUUCGGUAAUGUAUUUAGGGGUGCUUUGUCGUCCCUCUUCUCUGUUUUUGUAUAAUGUUUCGUUCCGUUUUUUUUCAGAAUAUAUCUAUAUGUGUGAAUCAAUAAAAAAUUAGCAAUUUUAUCGCUUUCUCAUCAGUUUCAGAUAGAAACUUCUAUAGAAAGUCAACCACAUAUGCUCCUACGUCUUCUAACCGUCGGGUUCCCUACGAAGAGUCUGAAGACGAAGACGACGAGCAGAGACCCUCCGAGUUCGAGAAAGUCGAAGAGGACCAGGAAGUUGAAGUGAAAGAAAUAAUCUCGAUGCACUUCAACGGAGACGAUCAAGUGGAAGAAGUUAGCCACAACGACUUCCCCGACUUUUCAAAUGGAUCGAGUUCUGACAUCGAUGAUGAGAGCGAGAACUCGGAGUCAGAUGAAGUCGAAGAGACAGAAGACGACAAACCGGAGGAGCCUGAAUAA
Molecule: messenger RNA, 1314 nt
Organism: Caenorhabditis sp. 36 PRJEB53466
Lineage: Eukaryota; Metazoa; Nematoda; Chromadorea; Rhabditida; Rhabditidae
Source: the annotation of a GenBank genome assembly